Molecule: messenger RNA, 1530 nt
Organism: Pseudovirgaria hyperparasitica
Lineage: Eukaryota; Fungi; Ascomycota; Dothideomycetes; Acrospermales; Acrospermaceae
Product: FAD-dependent oxidase
Exons: 2
Coding region: 1-1530 (509 amino acids)
Molecular function (GO): oxidoreductase activity; FAD binding
Source: RefSeq, a predicted model, not a curated record
AUGCAGCCUCUGAACCACUCUCCCCCUUUAUCUUCCGUUCUACUUCCUCUUCUCCUCCUCGAUACCCUCCCGCUGCUUUGCACCGCCUACCCAGACCUCUACAGCAUAUUCCAAUCGCGCCUCUCCGAAGAUUCCGAAAUCUACCUCCCAACCGACCUGACUCCGCGCUGGACGACACAUGGCGCGCCCAACUUUGCCAUUGGCGUGCGACCGGCCACGGAAGACGAUGUAGUUGCUGCGCUACGUACUGCGGUCGAGAAUGAUAUGCCGUUCCUCGCCACCGGCGGUGGCCAUGGGUAUACGAGCUCGUACGCAGACUUGCAAGGGGGUGUACAGAUCGACAUGAGUGGAUUUGAUAGCGUUGACGUGGAUGAGCAGUCGGGAGAGGUUGUCGUGGGCGCGGGUGCGGUGUUUGCGGAUUUAUUUGGCCCGGUGGCGGAUGCUGGGAGGGAAAUCCAAACCGGCUCCUGCUCAUGCGUAGGUGUCAUCGGAGCCACCCUCGGCGGCGGCAUCGGCCGCUACCAAGGCCUCCACGGCCUCAUCGUCGACGCCCUCCUCUCCGCCCGCGUCCUCCUCGCAAACGGCACCAUCGUCGAGGCCUCCCACACCUCCAACCCAGACCUCUUCUGGGCCCUCCGCGGCGCCGGCAUGAACUUCGCCAUCGUCCUCAGCGCAACCUACACCACCCACCCGCAAACCAACAACGGCACCGUCCUCAACGUCGACAUCGCAUACCCACCCGCCGCCGCCCCCGAACUCUUCGCCUUCCUCGCCAGCUUCUCCCAACGCAACAACGCUUCCGCCACCGGCCUGCCCCCCGCCCUCAGCAUCGUCCUCGCAGUCUCCUGGAACGACGACCUAGCCGGCAUGAACAUCGUCCUCAACGCCAUCUUCGCCGGACCCGCAGACACCGGCCUCGCACACCUCGCCCCACUCCUCUCCUCGCCCACCCUGCAACCCCUACGAACAAACAUCACCACCGCACUCCCCUGGCGCGCCAUCUCCACAACCGCCUCCUUCGGCAGCGACGCCGCAGAAUGCGCCCGCCCGGUCCACCGUAACAUGUACGGCCUCAGCAUCCAACGCAUCGACAUCCCCGCCUUCACCGCCUACUUCGACACGCUCAGCACCCUCAUGCACGACGAGCCCACCACCCGCCAAACACACUGGAUCAUCGAGGGCUUCCCUAAUACCGCGGCCCGGGCCGUGCCGAGCAGCGAGACGGCGUAUCCGCACCGCGACGCGUUCGCGCAUCUGUUGAUGGCGUAUGUGUAUCCGCGGCCGGGCACGCCGGGGGCUGUGGAGGGGUUGGAGGAGAGGAUUGAUGGGCUGGCGCGGGAGGCGCGGGCGCAGUUGCAGGCGGGGGGUGCGCAUGAGGGCGUGUAUGUGAGUUAUGGGCAUGGGGAUGAGGGGGUUGCGGCGUGGUAUGGGGAGGGGAAUUUGGGGCGGUUGAGGGAGUUGAAGCGGGUUUGGGAUCCGGAGGGGUGGUUUGGGUGGAAUAAUGGGGUUUUGCGUGCGCAUGAUGGGUGA